CGGCAUGGUGUCCCAUCACAUGCUGAAGAAAAAAAAAUAUCCUAUGCAACUAUUUGUUUUGUGUUUAUCCAUACUCUGGUUUAUUGAAUUCCAAUUAUGAUUCUGGAUCCCUGUCGUCGGUCUCACAACAAACCUUUCGCCUCCCCUUCACGCCAGCGUAGAGCUAACGGUGUACAGCUGGUUAACCCGCCUCUAGUCCGGGACUUCACCUUCGAUGUCCAGCACUUUAACAUCUACCGCACGCUUAAGAGGACAAGGACGGUAGUCAAAAACACACUACCCACAUCAUCUAUGAUAGAAACAGAGCACUCCAUCAACACAUUUGAAACCAGCAGACGCUUGCAGCCUGAGAAGACAAACUACAAGGAAUUCUACCGGUCAUUGACCUUCAAUGUGCACCGGCUGUGCAACUCCAGGUGUAAGUGUGCAGAGUGUUUAUCACCAUGUGUAAGUGCACCAGCACUACAUCACCAGAUUUCUAAAGAUCAAGGUUAAACUAACAAUUUCAUGAUAAUCUUUGUGUAAAGGGUAAUAAAAUACUUUAAAACUGUGGCUACCAAUAAUAAAAUACUUUAAAAC
Molecule: messenger RNA, 579 nt
Organism: Physella acuta
Lineage: Eukaryota; Metazoa; Mollusca; Gastropoda; Physidae
Source: RefSeq, a predicted model, not a curated record